Molecule: messenger RNA, 5171 nt
Organism: Symphalangus syndactylus (siamang)
Lineage: Eukaryota; Metazoa; Chordata; Mammalia; Primates; Hylobatidae
Gene: PLA2G12A
Product: phospholipase A2 group XIIA
Biological process (GO): phospholipid metabolic process; arachidonate secretion; lipid catabolic process
Cellular component (GO): extracellular region
Molecular function (GO): calcium ion binding; A2-type glycerophospholipase activity
Source: RefSeq, a predicted model, not a curated record
GCGCGUCCCGCCCCUCCCGUGCGCCGCUGACGCGCCGUGCUCCGGCGCAGGCGCACAGGGGACGGUCGCUGGCCCAGGUGAGCGGGCGCGCUGGUCUAGGUGAGCGGGCGCGUCCCGGCGGCGGCGCUGCCUGCCUGAGGCGGUUCCUGCCGGCUAGCCGGGAAGGAGGCGUGGAUAUGGAGCUGGCGGCUGCUGAGCCCGGGGCCCGCGCCGCUGCCUAGCGCGUCCCGGGGACUCUGUAGGAACGCGCCCCCCGCCGCGGCUCGGGGACCCGUAGAGCCCGGCGUUGCGCGCAUGGCCCUGCUCUCGCGCCUCGCGCUCACCUUCCUGCUGCUCCUCAUGGCCGCUGUUGUCAGGUGCCAGGAGCAGGCCCAGACCACCGACUGGAGGGCCACCCUGAAGACCAUCCGGAACGGCGUUCAUAAGAUAGACACGUACCUGAACGCCGCCUUGGACCUCCUGGGAGGCGAGGACGGGCUCUGCCAGUAUAAAUGCAGUGAUGGAUCUAAGCCUUUCCCACGUUAUGGUUAUAAACCCUCCCCACCGAAUGGAUGUGGCUCUCCACUGUUUGGUGUUCAUCUUAACAUUGGUAUCCCUUCCCUGACAAAGUGUUGCAACCAACACGACAGGUGCUAUGAGACCUGUGGCAAAAGCAAGAAUGACUGCGAUGAGGAAUUCCAGUAUUGCCUCUCCAAGAUCUGCCGAGAUGUACAGAAAACACUAGGACUAACUCAGCAUGUUCAGGCAUGUGAAACAACAGUGGAGCUCUUGUUUGACAGUGUUAUACAUUUAGGUUGUAAACCAUAUCUGGACAGCCAACGCGCCGCAUGCUGGUGUCAUUAUGAAGAAAAAACUGAUCUUUAAAGGAGAUGCCGACAGCUAGUGACAGAUGAAGACGGAAGAACAUAACCUUUGACAAAUAACUAAUGUUUUUACAACAUAAAACUGUCUUAUUUUUGUGAAAGGAUUAUUUUGAGACCUUAAAAUAAUUUAUAUCUUGAUGUUAAAACCUCAGAGCAAAAAAAGUGAGGGAGAUAGUGAGGGAAGGGCACACUUGUCUUCUCAGGUAUCUUCCCCAGCAUUGCUCCCUUACUUAGUAUGCCAAAUAUCUUGACCAAUAUCAAAAACAAGUGCUUGUUAAGCGGAGAAUUUUGGAAAGAAGAACAUAUAACUCGAUUUUCACAACCAUAUUUACCAAAAAAAGAGAUCAAAUAUAAAAUUUAUCAUAAGGUCUGUUCAACAUUAUCUUAUUUGGAGAUAUGGGGACAUUAUCACUUACAAAUAUUUGUUUACUAUGAAAUUUUAAAUAUGCAUUUAUGCCUAGAAGGAACGGACUUUUUUUUUUUUUCAUUUUAAUUACACAUAAUAUGUAAUUAAAGUACAACAUAAUAUGUUGUUUCUCUGUAGCCCGUUGAGCAUAUGAGUAAGUCACAUUUCUAUUAGGACUACUUACAAGGACAAGGUUUCCAUUUUUCCAGUUGUAAAAUUGGAACCAUCAGCUGAUAACUUCCUAAGGAGCAACCCCGGGAUAGCUAAGUAUUAUGUAACAUGCCUAGAAGGUGAUGUGAAUGCGAUUCAGAAGCAUAGCCACUCCCAUUUUAUGAGCUACUCACAUGACAAGUGUCAUCUUUUGCUAUAACCUUUGCCAAGUUGGAGAAAAGAUGGAUUUAAUGAGAUAAAUGAUAUUUAACCUAAUAUAUCAAGGCACUAUUUGCUGUUAUGCUUUGUUAUUUAUUUCCCAGCACUUGUUCCUUAUCAUAGAUUUUUUAAAGACUGUAACCUUUUACUAACUGUGGUCUUACUAAAAUUUGUGCUUGAUACUGCUUUUCAAAAAGCCUUUAAUUAGAGCCAAAAGGAUGGAAAAGGCAAGAUAUAAAGAACUGCCUUUUAUAGAUUUCUUAUUUACAUUGAAAAUUAUUACCAUAUGUUUAGAGCAAAUCCAAGAAAACUUCAACAGCUUCUGAAGAUGUCUAUGAAUGUUGAAAACUUUCAAUCUCUUGGAAGGCUCAGUUAUGUUCCUAGACUGGUCUUUGCUGACUACUAGUUGUUAAGCUUUCCCUAGCCCAGGACCUCAAGCCUUAUAUAUCCUUUGGGUAACCCAUGGCCAAAGUUAUUAAGAUGAACUGACUUUCAAAGUCAGAGAAGGACAACAUAGGGAGAGGCAGUUCUUUGUAAGUCAUUACAGGUAGAACAGGGCAGAAGGAAAAGUAUGUUCUGGAGAAAGGGCCAUGUUCCUAACUUUGGAGAUAUGUCAUCGCUGGGAACCUAGUAUCUUCCAACUUGAAUUGGUGGCAGCUGUUCCAGAGAGACAAGGCACAUGUAUGCCUUGUGGCUAAGUGAGCAAACUGGGUUUCCACUUAAAUGUUUGGAACCCUCAAUUGAAUUUCAAACCUUUAUAAAAGGUACAGUUUUGUAAGCCAUUAUUAAUAAUGCUUAUCGGCAGGGCACAGUGGCUCACACCUAUAAUCCCAGCACUUUGGGAGGCUGAGGCGGGUGGAUCACUUAAGGUCAGGAGUUUGAGACCAGCUGGCCAACGUGGCGAAACGGCGUCUCUACUAAAAAUACAAAAAUUUGCCGGGCUUGGUGGCGCAUGCUUAUAGUCUCAGCUACUCAGGAGGCUGACGCAGGAGAAUCACUUAAACCCAGGAGGUAGAGGUUGCAGUGAGCUGAGAUCGUGCCACUGCACUCCAGCCUGGGCAACAGAGCAAGACACUAUCUUAAAAAAAAUGGUUUAUCAAUAUUUAUUAUUGAAAUACUUGUCCAGGUAACUUUACACUUAUAAUGAACUCACAGAUUUUGUUAGCAGCAUUGGCUUUCUCAAAAGGAGAAACUCAGUAUCUUUAUAAAGUAUAAUUCAUGAUCACAAAUUACACAAAAAUCAGUAGAAACAGUUUUUUAUGUUCAGAUUUUAAAAAACAACGGGAUUUUACAGAAAAGUUGCAAAGAUACAUGGAGAGCUUCUGUGACUACUCACCCAGUUCCCCCAGUGUUAACCUUUUAUUUAACCAUGAAGCAUUUUUCAGAAGCUAAGUAACCAGUAUUGGUAAUUACUAUUAACGGAACUUUAUUUUUCAGAUUGUACUAGUUUUUUAAUUAAUGUCAUUUUUCUUUUCCAGGAUCCAAUCUAGGAUACCACACUGAAUUAGUCGUCAUGCCUAAUUAGCCUCUGGUCUGUGAUAGUUCCACAGUCUUUCAUAACCUUGACAGUUUUGAGGAGUACUGGUCAGGUGUUUUGUAGAAUAUUCCUCAAUUUGGGUUUGUCUGAUGUUUUCCUCAUGAUUAGAGUGAGGUUAUAGAUUUUUCGGAAGAAUACCAGAGGUGAAGGUCCUUCUCACUGCAUCAUGUCAGGAGUUACAUGCUAUCAGCUUGAUGGUGUAUUAACUUUGGACACUUGGUUAAGGUAGUGUGUGUUGGUUUUGCUGCUGAAAAUUACUGUUAUUUUCCCUUUCCAUACUUCUGUUCUUUGGAAAACAGUCACUAAGUCCAGUCAUGGGAGGUGGUAGGUGGGAAAGAUUACAUUCAACCUCCUGGAAGUGGGAAUAUCCAUAUGUAGUAUUUGGAAUUUUUCUAUAUGGAAAAUUUGUCUCUCCCUCCCACCCUAAUUUGUUUACAUCAGUAUGGACUCAUGUAUAUUUUGUAUUUUGGGUAACACAGUAUUUAUUUUGUUGCUUAAGUUGUCCAGCUUGGCUAUUAGGAGUUCUGCCAGGUUGGCUACUAUGUCCCUUUGAUGUACCCAUCCUUUUGAUUUUUGAGCACUUCCUUACUUUCUGGCACUACAAGAUGCUCCAGGUUAAUCUUGUAUAUUCGCUGCCCCAACCCUAGAAUCCCUAGAAUCAACCCCUGCUCCAAAGAGCCCUGGUUCCUUUUGUUGGAGAAUCAUACUUAGAAACCAAGAUCUGGGCAUUAGAUGUGCUUGUUGCUACUGGGAUGUCACUGUUCGUAGCAGAGUUGAGAAAUACCUAUGUAUAUUAACCCAUGCAUAUGUACACAUCUAUAAUUAUUUAUGUGUGUACAAAGCUAAACAUGAGUUUGUACUGCCGUCUUCAAUUCAAAAUUUGUCCCAAAAUUUUGUGGCAUAUAUUUAGAUUUUAAAGUUGAUAUUUUCCCUAUUGACAGAAAAAACAAGAACUAACUUUCAGCAGCUCUUUGCAAGAAAUGUAAUAUUUAUACUUUAAUACUGCCUUCAAUUGAUGCCUGUCUCUUUAAAAUCUUUUGACAUAGUUCUUCCAGGGACAGAUAUGGCCGUUUUUAUUUCAUAGAUGGAGAAACUGAGCACAGAGCUGUAAUGAAGACAGAAUUGAGAUACAAGGCCGAAAGCUAAUUAAACACAUCCUCACAGGUAGCCUGUCUUUCAGUGAACCUGUAGACUAGUCCAAUAAUACUUACUAAAAUUAGUUGUUAGAGGCUGGGCAUGGUGGUUCAGGCCUGUAAUCCCAGCACUGUGGGAGGCCAAGGUGGACAGAUCACUCGAAGUCAGAAGUUCGAGACCAGCCUGGCCAACAUGGCAAAACCCUGCCUCGACUAAAAAUACAAAAAUUAGUUGGGCAUGGUGGCACAUGCCUGUAAUCCCAGCCACUCGGGAAGUGAAGGCACAAGAAUUGGUUGAACCUGGGAAGCAGAGGUUGCAGUGAGCUGAGAUUGCACCGCUGCACUCCAGCAUAGGCGUCAGAAUAAGACUGUCUUGGAAAGAAAAAGAAUUGUUAGCCUAAAACCAACUCUCUCUAAACUUAAAAGCGUGAUUAUUUCAGUAUUUAUAGAAGUAUGAGAUUAUCAGAAGGUGUGAUGCACAAUGCUCAUUAUUUUAUCCUAGUACAAGACAGGUAUAACAUCUAACAGUAAAGAAGAUGGAAUCUUUCUAUAAAAACAAUUCUGUUAUUAAUAGUUGACUGACUUCAGUAACUUUGAGGAGUAGAAUGAAACUUAUUAGGCAAGAUCUUUCCACAUACACUACAUUGUAUUGUUCAAAAUUCAUAGAAAUUACUUGGAAUAUAUUGAUUUAAGCCUUAUGUAGUGACUGUUGCUAUAUUUGAAGUAGCAUUUUUAGUUUGCUGUUUUUCCUCACUGCUUAAUCCUACAAAAACCAGCCAUCUGCCUAAAAAAUAAAAGAGCAAAAAUGAAUCAGUGCAACCGGUAUAUGAAAAAUAAUAGUUAUUAAUAAAACUGUAAAGGGA